Frankliniella occidentalis (western flower thrips) is the source of this 964-nucleotide messenger RNA. It is a transcript of the gene vito, whose product is annotated as nucleolar protein 12. The record is from RefSeq and is a predicted model, not a curated record. NCBI's taxonomy places the organism in Eukaryota, Metazoa, Arthropoda, Insecta, Thysanoptera, Thripidae. Gene Ontology annotation, cellular component: nucleolus. The transcript has 4 exons. The coding region runs from base 140 to 850 and encodes 236 amino acids. Gene Ontology annotation, molecular function: RNA binding.
GACGGUUUAUUUGUCGAAGGCUGUGGGCCUGCUGAGGUUAGGUUGUCCAGUGUUGUCAGUGACUAUCAGCAAACAAACGUGCUGUGGUGGGUUAAGUGAUAUUUGACAAGCAUAGCAGAGGGUUUCUCACCGUGAAAACAUGGAAGGAGCUAGCAAGAAAAGGAAGCGUGGUCAAAAGAAACGAAAAAUCAAUCUUGUUUUCGAUCCUCAAGCUCGAAGAGAAUUCUUGACCGGGUUCCACAAGAGAAAAGUCGAGAGAAAGGCAAAAUUUCAAGAGAAUUUAAAACAAAUGUUAAGAGAUGAAAGAAAGCGAAUCAAAGCAGAUGCGAAGGAAUCAUAUAAGAAAAUGGUUGUCUCUCACCGCUCUGUACCAGAAGUGGAGCAUUUACUAGAGGAGGAACAUGAUUUAGGGACCCAUUCAGUUGAGAUUAAGGAGCUGUCCACUAAUGAACUUGCUGAACAGAAUAAUUGGAUUGGUGCAAACCAGAUGAAAUAUGACAUUAAAGAGGAGACCAUUGAAGAUGAAGACGACAAAGAUGAUGAAGGUGACCAGUCAGAUAGUGAACUCAUUCCCGGAAUGGAUCUCAAGGUGAAAGAAAAGAAGACUGUUUCUGAACCUAAGGAAACAAAAAAUAAUGUACUCAAAUCUGCUAAAGACAUCAAGAGGGUUAUCAAACUUCAAGCUACAAAACAAGUAAAAAAUAGUAAGGCCUAUCAGUUAAAAAAUAAAAUAGAAAAGAUGAAACAAAGAAAAAAGUCAUCACAACAGAAAAAAAGAAAUGAAAAAAUAAAAGAGAGUGGUAAGAAAGGCAAGAGGUUAAAGAAAAUGAGAGCAGCCCAAGGUAACUGAUGCCUGAGCAGCAAACUGUUUCCUCCCUGGAGAGCUGUACUGUAUUUUUUAACAGUAAAUUUAUAUUUAAAAACUUUGUACAAGGUAAUAAAUCUGUAAAUACCCGCCACACUA